UCUUAUAGUGAAGAAAAUGCGAACACACGGCUACUGUCAGAAUUGAUUGCAAAAUGGCGAAGCAGUCGGCGGAGUGGAAGAAAAUCAUUUCGCAGCGGUUGAAGACACGAAAUAGACAUGAAUAUCAAGAAUUUUCAGAUUUAAUUGAUAUACAGAGCAAGCUAUUUGAACAAGUUGCCACACUUAAGUCCAAAAAUGUUCAGCUUACUGUUGAAACUGAAAGGUUGCGGGCAGACAAUUUGAGUUUACAAAUAAGAGCAGAUAGUGG
Molecule: messenger RNA, 268 nt
Organism: Ruditapes philippinarum (Manila clam)
Lineage: Eukaryota; Metazoa; Mollusca; Bivalvia; Venerida; Veneridae
Product: autophagy-related protein 16-like
Biological process (GO): autophagosome assembly
Cellular component (GO): autophagosome membrane
Source: RefSeq, a predicted model, not a curated record